CAGUCUUGAACAAAAGGGGGAGCUCAAACGAGCGGCUCUGAACCACAGACACCCAGACUCGCCGCCCCACAGUAGAGCAAGAACGACAGGAUGGUCAUGAUGAUUCUCGUCAAGAACUCGGCGCCCGUGCUCAAGACCGUCGGCCAGCAGGCCCGCGGCAUGGCCACGGAGAAGCAGAUUCUGCAGCGUAUUACGGCCACGUCCAACAUCGCCAAGAUCACCAAGUCGAUGAAGAUGGUGUCGGCCGCCAAGAUGCGUGGCGCUGAGAACCGCAUGAACGCUGGCCGCCCCUUCACCGCGUGGCUGGACAACGUUAAGGGCGCUCACGACCGCACCGUCGAGACUGACGGCGUGGCUCCGGCCGAGGAGCUUGAGGGCGACAACCUCUUCGUCGUCGUCUCGUCGGACCGUGGUCUGUGCGGUGGUAUCAACUCGGGUAUUGCCAAGACCACCCGCAAGCAGAUCGCUGGCAUCGAGGACCGCUCGCAGAUCUUCGUGAUCGGUGACAAGGCCCGCGCUCAGCUGCGUCGCGACCUUGGCGACAACAUCCGCGGCAACGUCACGGAGACGUACCAGUCGCCCCCCAACUUCACGGUGGCCAGUGCCAUCGCUGAGGCUGUGAUUGCCUCGGCCCCGUCGGAGUCGGAGAAGGUGCACGUGCUGUACAACAAGUUCAAGUCGGCCAUCUCGUACAUGCCGUCCGUGCGCUCGCUGGCCGUGCAGCCGGACUCGGACGCCUUCGACCUGUACGAGCUCGAGCCUGACAACAAGGACGAGCUGCUGGCCGACCUCAAGGAGUUUGAGAUCGCCACCGCCAUCUUCCAGGGCAUGAUCGAGAACUCGACCAGUGAGGAGUCGUCCCGUAUGGCUGCUAUGGAGAACGCUACCACCAACGCCGAGGAGCUCAUUGGCUCGCUCACGCUCGUGUACAACAAGGCUCGUCAGGCCCGUAUUACCACCGAGCUGAUUGAAAUUAUUUCGGGUGCCGCCUCCCUGGACGGUUAAGUACAUUCACGAGCCCGGAACGGAACGGAUGCUCGCGCGAGAUGAACUUUUCCCAGUUUGUAGCUAGGAAUGGGACGGCAAACGCGAGCAUGACAUCGAGGAAUUACGAGCAGCAAGAAGCGUUGGUGUCGACGGAAAUAAACAGCAAAACCAUCUCCUCGACUGCUAUUUACCUUCAAUUGUUGAAUGUGCUGCAAAUACUACAUGUGGUAAAAUAGUAUUGAUCACGAGUCGGAACUGAAGAGUGUGAAUGCUAUGACCGUUAAAUGGAUUCGGUGACACGAGACACAUGACAGAGGUAAAAUAGUGUUUGUAUGGCAUAGGCGCUUAUUGUUUCAGGUGCAGGCAACGAAAUAAAGCAUCUAUCACUGCAGUCGCA
This is a messenger RNA of Phytophthora nicotianae INRA-310, 1384 nucleotides long. Its product is annotated as ATP synthase F1, gamma subunit. The record is from RefSeq and is a predicted model, not a curated record. Gene Ontology annotation, biological process: proton motive force-driven ATP synthesis. Lineage: Eukaryota; Oomycota; Peronosporomycetes; Peronosporales; Peronosporaceae. Bases 91 to 1005 code for a protein of 304 amino acids. Gene Ontology annotation, molecular function: proton-transporting ATP synthase activity, rotational mechanism. The transcript has 2 exons.